Drosophila novamexicana is the source of this 1494-nucleotide messenger RNA. RefSeq names its product dolichyl-diphosphooligosaccharide--protein glycosyltransferase subunit 1. The coding region runs from base 60 to 1412 and encodes 450 amino acids. Lineage: Eukaryota; Metazoa; Arthropoda; Insecta; Diptera; Drosophilidae. The transcript is spliced from 2 exons. The record is from RefSeq and is a predicted model, not a curated record. Gene Ontology annotation, cellular component: oligosaccharyltransferase complex; membrane.
GUAUAAAUGAACUAAAUAAUCUUGCACGCGUUCAGCAUUACGUGUCAAAAAUCGUAAAAAUGAAGACGAAUUGGAUUUUCUAUGUAGUGAUGAUUAUAUCUUUAAUCUUAAAUUUGACAAUAGCUGACGUAAUAAAUAAAAACUUGGAAAGAACUUUAGAUAUUACUUCACAACUCGUAAAGACAACAUACAAAUUAACAGUCGAAGAGACAUCCGGAAAACCUAUAAAGGAUUAUGAGUUUAUUGUAAGAGAGCCAAACUUAUCUUACAUUUCUGUCAAAGAUGGAUUUAAUAAAAAAGUGGAAAUGGAAGAGAAUCAUGAAGAUGGAAGCAACUUGUUAAAAUUUAAUCUAACUUUUUCCGAAUUUUCUUCUAAGCAAACAUUACUCAUAGAAACAGUUUCGACUAAAAAUAUACUAGCAUAUCCAUCACAUAUCAAACAAAAUGAUAAACAAUUAGUCAAAUUUGUGGGUAGUCUUUACCUUUAUUCCAAAUACCAAACAUAUGCGCAAAAAACCAACGUUAUACUCAGUUCGUCAAAUAUAUUAUCACAUACUCAAGCUAAGCCGUUUUUAGUAUCGUCGAAUAAAAUAUUUUUGGGACCGUAUGAAAACAUCGAAAGAUUAGCAGAUGAGGAGUUGGUUAUUCACUAUGAAAAUCAAUCGCCAUUUUUGACAGUAAACACAUUGGGUCGUACUAUUGAAGUAUCACAUUGGGGUAAUAUUGCCGUUAAGGAGUCAAUUCAUAUGACACACACCGGUGCUAAACUUAAAGGAUCUUUUUCGCGAUAUGAUUUUCAAAAGGAUGGUCGUUCUGGACAAUCAGCUGUUAAAUCAUAUAAAACAUAUUUACCGGCAUCCGCAUUUGGUGUAUACUAUCGUGAUACCAAUGGUAACAUUUCUACAUCAAAUAUGAAUUUAUUACGGGACUCGGUUGAACUAGAAUUACGGCCUAGAUUUCCAUUAUUUGGGGGAUGGAAAACACAAUACAUUCUUGGCUACAAUGUACCGUCUUAUGAGUAUUUAUUCAGCUCUGGCAACGAAUAUUUGCUAAAAAUGCAUCUUAUUGACCAUAUUCACGACAAUAUGUCAAUCGAUGAAGCCGUUGUAACUAUUAUAUUACCAGAAGGUUCAUCAAAUAUUGAACUUGUAACACCAUAUAGCAUAAAACGGCGUCAAAACGACUUGAUUCAUACCUAUUUGGAUACUGUGGGACGUCCUGUCGUUUCUUUCUCGCAACAAAAUUUAGUGGAAAGUCACAUUUCACAGUUCACUCUUAAAUACAGAUUUUCAAAGAUAUCACUGCUACAAGAACCAUUUUUAGUUAUUUUGUUUAUUUACAUUAUAUUUCUCUUUACUAUUGCUCUGCUUCGGCUAGACUUUUCUCUUACAUCUCAUUUCCAUAAAGAUUAAAAAUAAUUCUUUAUAAGACAUUAAUAUCAAAUAUGUUCUUUUAUUUACGAAAAUCAAAUAAAAAGCAAAACAUUUACAUUAA